UUGGUUUUCUUAUUGUAUCUGUGUACGCCAUGAAAACGUCGAAAAAGUAAACAAGUAGAGGAUGUGAUUUCUUUUAUAAUUUAUUGAAUUUUAUACAAAGAAGAACUGUAAUUCGUGAUAUCGAUUCGAUACUAUGGUUCUUUGGAUAUCGCUGUCCUUGAACAAUCAAUAUGGGUGAAGAUUUUAGUACAUCCGAUUGUUCUUGGAAGAAAAUGGUAAUAGCGAAAGCGAACGACGAGUGGAUCUCUACAAUAAAAACGGAACAGAUCGAUGCACACAGAGAUAUGAAUACUUCGGAUUUUAGUAUGGACGCUAUCCAAAUGCCCUUCGGCGGCGUGAAGGAGGAGCCGAACAUGGAGCGAUCGUACCAGGAGUACGGGGACGACGGGUCAUCAACGGGGCCAGAGGACCCGCUGCUGAUCGAAGAGUCGGGUGCCGCCGGUCGGCGCAGGAGGAAGGGCUCGGGGCCACGGAGCGAAACAGACGAGGAACGGGCUGCAAGGCUGGCCAAGAUGUCGGCGUACGCCGCGCAGCGGCUCGCCAACGAGACGCCGGAGCAGCGUGCGCUGCGCCUCAAGCGCAUGUCAGAGUACGCGGCGCGACGGCUGGCGCACGAAAGCGCCGAGCAGCGCGCGCGGCGCCUGUCGCGCAUGUCGGCGUAUGCUGCACGGCGUCUUGCCAGCGAGACUCCCGAGCAGCGCCGCACGCGCCUGGCACGGAUGUCAGCCUACGCAGCGCGCCGACAGGCCCUCAAGAAAAUCUCUAACAGUGCUGCUAACUCCCAUCCCCCUAUAGAGCCCAACUUUCCGCAGUUGAACAAUGACAUGAACAACCAAAGUUGAGAGCACCUAAGCAGGAUCUGUAGUGACCACUGGAGAGUUAGCUACCAAAAAUUAUGGUGUUAUCCUUUUUAUUGUGACAGAAGGUCUAUUUGAUUGUGGGAUUUGUCCGGGUGACAUUAGGAAUUGAAUAGGAUUGUUUAUGGAAGUUUACUUUAUUCUAACUUUAUAGAAUGUGUAUUAUGCAAUAACUGAAUUUAAUAUUAUAUUAGUGUUAUUGUAAAUAAUUAUCUGCUUUUUUUAUGUAAUAGCAUAUUCUAUGUUUUUAUAGAGUAUUUAUUUAUGUAUACUGUGAGGUUUGCUAAUGUAGAGCAGCAUAGUACCCGUGAGGUCAUGAGUGUUUAUCUCGGCACAUAUUUUUACAAGUUUAAUUGAGAUUGAAAUUGUCAUGUGUACCUUUCAAAAGAUCGUAAUAAAUGCAUUUUGUAUGUUUUAGUGACAUA
This is a messenger RNA of Cydia pomonella (codling moth), 1282 nucleotides long. RefSeq names its product zinc finger protein 821-like (gene Fmbp-1). The record is from RefSeq and is a predicted model, not a curated record. Bases 171 to 842 code for a protein of 223 amino acids. NCBI's taxonomy places the organism in Eukaryota, Metazoa, Arthropoda, Insecta, Lepidoptera, Tortricidae. The transcript has a single exon.